Molecule: messenger RNA, 294 nt
Organism: Penicillium cataractarum
Lineage: Eukaryota; Fungi; Ascomycota; Eurotiomycetes; Eurotiales; Aspergillaceae
Exons: 5
Coding region: 1-294 (97 amino acids)
Source: RefSeq, a predicted model, not a curated record
AUGGCUCGGCUAGCCACGUCAAACCCUAUACUCCUUACCCCUCGAACUGCUCGGCGUCGUCUUCGAAAGAUCGAGUAUCGUAUUAUAGAUCGGGUGCUUACUAUUACGACUGAUAACGCAUCGAAUAACGAUACUCUGUCUGAAGGAUCUCCUCGCGAUGAUGAAGCUCGACCUAAAAAACGAGAGUAUAGACCGGUAGUGGAUACGUCCCUGAAACAUCUUCGAAAGCGAGGUAUUAUCUAUACUCUUGCAAAAGUCUGUGGUCUAGCUAUAGGUGUUAACGCUAGUCCUUAG